This is a messenger RNA of Bufo bufo (common toad), 2589 nucleotides long. Its product is annotated as heat shock cognate 71 kDa protein-like. Gene Ontology annotation, cellular component: nucleus; cytoplasm; cytosol. Lineage: Eukaryota; Metazoa; Chordata; Amphibia; Anura; Bufonidae. Gene Ontology annotation, biological process: vesicle-mediated transport; protein refolding; cellular response to unfolded protein. Gene Ontology annotation, molecular function: heat shock protein binding; ATP hydrolysis activity; ATP-dependent protein folding chaperone. The record is from RefSeq and is a predicted model, not a curated record.
CUAGAAGCUUCUGAAUCCCGUCACAGCUGUGCAGAGCCAGGCGGCAGUGUAUAUAGAGGCGUCCGCGGGCAGACACCAGGCAAUAUCUGAGGGCACUGGCACAGCAGAGCUGACGGUGGAGAAGGUUAAAGUGGCCAUUGAUAAAUUAUAUCUAAAGAAGGCACCAGGUCCAGAUGGUAUAACAGCAGAAUUUUAUAAGAAAUUUAAAGACCACUUGUCUCUAAUCCUCAUGGACGUGUACAAAAAUUGUCUAGAAAAUCACCUGAUGCCUCUGUCCAUGAGGGUGUCCUUGUUAAUUCUGCUACCCAAAGAGGCAAAAUGUCUAAGGGUCCAGCAGUUGGCAUUGAUCUGGGCACUACCUACUCAUGUGUAGGUGUCUUCCAGCAUGGCAAAGUAGAGAUUAUUGCCAAUGACCAGGGUAAUCGUACCACUCCCAGUUAUGUGGCCUUCACUGACACUGAGAGACUCAUUGGGGAUGCAGCGAAGAAUCAAGUGGCCAUGAACCCAACAAACACAGUGUUUGAUGCCAAACGCUUGAUUGGCCGACGCUUCGAUGACCCCAUUGUACACUCCGACAUGAAGCACUGGCCAUUUACAGUCAUAAACGAUGGUGGGAGACCCAAGGUGCAGGUUGAAUACAAAGGGGAGGCCAAGACCUUCUACGCUGAAGAGAUAUCCUCCAUGGUUCUGACCAAAAUGAAAGAGAUCUCGGAAGCCUACCUUGGAAAAACAAUCAAUAAUGCAGUGAUUACAGUCCCAGCCUACUUCAAUGAUUCUCAGAGGCAGGCCACCAAAGAUGCCGGGACCAUCUCAGGACUUAACGUCCUGCGCAUCAUCAAUGAGCCGACUGCUGCUGCUAUUGCUUACGGGUUGGACAAAAAGGUCGGGGGUGAGAGGAAUGUCCUCAUUUUUGACCUUGGUGGUGGUACGUUUGAUGUUUCCAUACUUACCAUUGAAGAUGGAAUAUUUGAAGUUAAAUCUACAGCUGGUGACACUCACUUAGGUGGUGAGGACUUUGAUAACCGCAUGGUCAACCACUUCGUUGGAGAAUUCAAGCGCAAACACAAGAAAGAUAUCACUGAGAACAAGCGAGCCAUACGUCGUCUGCGUACAGCUUGUGAACGUGCCAAGCGUACACUGUCUUCCAGUACCCAGGCCAGUAUUGAGAUUGAUUCUCUUUUUGAAGGCAUUGACUUUUACACUUCUCUAACCCGAGCACGCUUUGAGGAGCUCAAUGCGGACCUCUUCCGUGGCACUCUGGAGCCAGUGGAGAAAGCUCUGCGGGACGCCAAGAUGGACAAGGCCCAGAUUCACGAUAUUGUUCUGGUUGGAGGAUCCACGCGCAUUCCAAAAAUACAGAAACUUCUGCAAGACUUCUUCAAUGGAAGGGAACUGAACAAGAGCAUUAACCCAGACGAGGCUGUGGCCUACGGAGCUGCUGUUCAGGCUGCAAUCUUAUCCGGAGACAAGUCUGAGAAUGUUCAGGAUCUUCUGUUGCUGGAUGUUACUCCCCUGUCUCUUGGUAUUGAGACUGCUGGAGGAGUCAUGACUGUGCUCAUCAAGCGAAACACCACUAUUCCCACCAAGCAGACCCAGACCUUUACCACCUACUCUGACAACCAGCCCGGUGUCCUCAUCCAGGUAUUUGAGGGUGAAAGAGCGAUGACAAAGGACAACAACCUUCUCGGAAAGUUUGAGUUGACUGGAAUUCCACCUGCUCCUCGUGGUGUUCCCCAAAUCGAGGUGACUUUUGACAUUGACGCCAAUGGGAUUAUGAAUGUGUCAGCUGCAGACAAGAGCACCGGCAAGGAAAAUAAAAUCACCAUCACCAACGACAAGGGCCGACUAAGCAAAGAAGAGAUCGAGCGUAUGGUACAAGAGGCAGACAUAUAUAAAUCUGAAGACGAAGCUAAGAGAGAGAAGAUUACUGCCAAAAAUUCACUGGAGUCUUUGGCCUUCAACAUGAAGAGCACAGCUGAAGAUGAGAAGCUAAAAGACAAGAUCAGCCCAGAGGAUAAGCAGAAGAUCCUAGACAAGUGCAAUGAGGUCAUCUCCUGGCUGGACAGAAACCAAAUGGCUGAAAAAGAAGAAUAUGAACAUCAGCAGAAGGAGCUGCAGAACCUCUGCAACCCAAUAAUCACCAAAUUAUACCAAGCAGCUGGUGGGCCUGGAAUGCCUGGUGGAUGCCGGGUGGCUUUCCUGGAGCUGGAGGCAGUGCAGGAGGUGGCUCUUCUGGACCCACCAUUGAAGAAGUCGAUUAAGAACCACAAGCCAACACUAUAAAAAUCAAGUUUCGUGGCACAGUCCCCGCUUUCAUUGUAAUUCUAGAUCCUGCUUUAUCUUGUAGCCCAGGAGACUGUUAUCUUUGUAUGGCCAUGGCCAGUGUAGCCUGCAGCCACACUCCACUGAAUGGGUAUUUAAUGCAGUAUUUCUACUCAACUCUAUUCAAGCUAGUACAUGUUCCUGUGUCCAGGCCUUUUGAUCCCAGAUCCUUGUUUCUGUUUUCUUAUUCAUGUCACUUCUCUGUCUCACUCAACCUUGGAGAUCGUCUCCUACACGUUCUAAUAAGGUUCUAGAUUUAUUCACCAA